CAUUAGAGCGGUACUCUGUGUGACUGCACAGCGCCGGUCACCGUCAACAUUCCCCGCACAGCUUGUGUCGCUGCCUGUUUGAAAGCGGCUCAGUAAUCCUGGAUCAGAGAGCACAAAGGGCCUCUGGGUGAUGUAAGCGCUGCGUCCAGUGUUUACCCCCUCUCCCUGAUCACCCACAUGCCGCCUGGGGGGCGAUGGGGGACGCUCAUCCCCGUUCGGGACAGCCAGAGCUCCUCUGCUCUGCUGUGGAGGGAUGUGGCCCUGGCGAGGAAUCUGAGAGACUUUCCCUGUGAGGGCCACGUCGCUUCAGCUCUCCAUGGACGCGCUGCAGGACUCCAGCCGGACCAUGCUGGGGCUGAACGCCCGGCUCAAGGGCUUCAUGGAGCAGGUCAACAGACUUCAGGAGGCCAACCGCUGGCUGGAGGCGCAGAUAGCCGACUGGAGCAUCAGGAGCGCUUCCCGGAGUCAGGACUGGGUCCAGCAAGAAGAGAUCGUCAAAGAACUCCGAGCUCAGGUUGGUAAACUGCUAAUGGAGAACGCCCGGCUGGCGUUGGAGUCGGACAGCAUGAGAUCCAGAGCGGCGGUGAUCCAAGCCAGGUGUGAGAUAGAGGAGAGGAACACCAGGCGUCUUGAGCGACAGGUGGCGCUGCUUCGGGAGUCUAAGAGGAAGGCGGAUCAGAGCGCCAUGAUGCUGCAGGCGGACUGUCAGCGAUCCAUGAUGGAGCUGCAGGAGAUGCACCGGGAGUUUGAGGCGGCCCGGGCUCUGCAGCUGCAGCGGGCCGGCUCCUGCGAUGCUCUGUUAGCAACGGCCGCAUCACCUUCUUCAUCUGCAGCAGGAGGAGGAGGAGGAGGAGGAGCUGAGCAGGACGAUGGCACAGGGAUGGAGCUUAGCCAGCUCCUCGACCGGAUCAGAGCGCAGUGCGACCACAGCAGACCACCCCCGGGCCUGGGAGCUGCCCCGCAUCCACCGGCCGGCUUGGUGGGGCCUAACCGUCCCCGAGCUGCAGCAGCUUCCAGGAGCCAAAGAGGAGCUCUCAGCGAGGAGGAAGCAGCAUGGGAGCAGGUGAGCCUCGGCGGCGCCGCUCUGAGAGAGGCGCGGGCCGAGCUCGCAGAGGCCCGGAAGCAGUGGCACUCCCUGCAGGUGGAGAUCGAGACCCUCCAUGCCAUGGAGAAAGGCCUGGAGACCUCCCUGCAGGACACCCAGCAGAUGUACUCCAGCCAGCUCCACGACCUUUCCCAGGUGAUCGCUGGGCUGGAGAGCGAGCUGCAGCAGGUGAGGAGCGGCCUGCAGACGCAGCGGCAGCGCCACAGCCAGCUGCUCAACACCAAGAUGAGGCUGGAGCGAGAGAUCGGGACGUACCGACGGCUGCUGGAGCAAGAGGAGGGCAGAUACAUGAGUCGUAAUGGGCAGCCAAUGGGUCUGCGCCCUUGGAGGUCGCUGGCAGUGGAGACAAAGGAGAACGAUGAGGUGAACGGCUUCAGUGACCCCGCCAUCACACCAGACGAACCAAAGUCCGAGCCCCUGCCGGAGACUUCCUCUCUACUCCCUGCUGAAAACGGCCUGAAGAAAGGCCUGUACAGGCAGCAGAGCCUGGUGAUCCUCACAGAGCCAGAGCCAGACACAGACCUGCCAAUCUGCACUGUGAAGACUCAAGAGAUCCUUCAGGGAAAUGUGGUGCGUGAGAGCGCAGAAGGUCACGGCACCAUCGAGACGGAGAAGGUGGAUAAGGUGAUAAAGCAGUGGGAGGGAUCCUUCUUCAGAGGCAAUCCUAAACUGCGGAAGAAGUCGGUGUCGCUGCGCUUCGACCUGCACAUGGCUGCGGCAGACGAAGGCUGCGCCCAGACCAAGCAGGACAGCCUCCCUGACGUGGAGCUGCGCCUCGUCAUGAAGAGGUCCCGAAGCAUCUCCACCAUCACGCAGUGACUCUAUCGCCGCCCUGCUGGUGAUGGUGAGAAUCCAGAACUGAGCCUGGGACGCCUUCCAUUCUCAUCACGCUUUUUCAAAUGCAACCGUCAGUGAACUUUGUGUCACUGAGACUGACACGGAUCGUGAGUGUUGAUGUGACGACCUUCGAGAUUUCAAGUCCAAAAUAAGUUUCUCUGUCAUCCUAAAGGAGGAGAAAGUGUCUCAGAUAGCUCCAGUAAGUCUUCAUGGGAUAAAGAGAUUACAAGUACAACUUUGUGGCUUUUAAUCCUGGUUUAGGAGGAGGCUCAGCGUUGUAGACAAAAGCGCAGAGGUGCAGUUAAGUGAAGGACUGUAUGAGAAUUUGUCAGUCAAAAGGUGAAACCUCAUCAAUCUGCAGAGAACUGAAAGGCAACACGGAAGACAAGCUGGAGUUUUUCGCUCUCAGCACGCAUUUCUGAUGAACGAUGGUUUAAAUCUGUGCAGAUUUACUUCGCUUUCUUGGAAAAAAUGCCUUGCCAGAGGACUCCUUAACUCCUUAAAGCCGGGGAACUGAACCACCAACUUUACAAUUACCAAUCUGUGGUGACCCCAGUUGAUGUGUUGUGUGGCUAAAGCAUGUUAUCAUAGCUACACUGCAAGAAGCUUUGGCUUACAGUGACCUCUGCUGGGCAUGUGGUGCAUCGCCCAUGAUGUUUGUCACCUCCUGCUGAAUUAUAUUUGGUACAAAGGAGGACAUUUACAGAUUUAGAUGGGAAAAAUGAAGAUAAAAAUAGUCCCCUAUCAUGUAUCCUCUGGACCCCCUGAGGUUAAAUCUCACUAGCAAAGAAAUAUUUUGAUUUGUGAGCUUCUAUGAAGGCAUUGGCCCAUUUGUCAUUUCUCAAUAUGAUAAAUACAUUCAUACAUUUUAUGUCUUUACAUAAACAUCACUGUUUAAAGUUAAUAUGUGGAUAAUAUUUAAUUAUCUGAAAUUUAUUUAUCUUCUAAUGGAAAAAAAUGCAAAAGAAAAGCUGCUAAGCUAGGUCAACAUUAGCAACAAAAAUGCUGCAUAACUGAGGUUGUGUAACAUCAUAUAAGUCUGGGACAAAAUAAAUAAAUGUAAUUAGUGGAUAAGAAAGGUAACUGGAAGAUAAUUUUGCAGAAAAAGAUGAAUUUGUGAUUUGAGGACAUUAUGGUUAAAGCUAAUCAGGAGCAGCUAAUCCAGCUAAUGCUAACAGGCAGUAUUAAUGCUAAAGUCCAAACAUCACAUGUUUCAGAUUGUUUCAUGAUUUUAUUGGGUAGCAUGAAAUAUUGCAACAGGAGAUAGACAUCAAGAUCAGCGUAUUUAUUCUUUAUUCUGUCCCUUUCCCCCCAGGACAGAGUAAAAUCUAGCGCCGUCUUUUAAAUUUCCUUGAAUAUUCCUUCUUUGUGUGGUUUAAUUCACUCUAAAAAAUUUAUUUUACAUAAGGCAAAGUUUCAGCUCAUAUAUCUGCCUUUUGAAUGUUAAAAAAGUAACAAAUAUUUUAUUAAUGUUCAAAAUUAAAUCAUGAGCUGCUGUUAAAGUAAAAAAAUAUAUACCAAAACACUAACUGAAUUUACUAAAAGGAUAAUUUCCAUAUUGUUGUCAUUUUCCAGAUUUUUAAACUUAAUUGACGCAACCCUUUUCUUUUAAAGGAGUAAAAUAAUGAAAAAGAUUACAAGAAAUAAGUUAUAGAAAACAUUUUUUGACAAAAAAAGAAGAAGAAGUAUAAGAAUGUAAAAUAUUUAUUAGCAAUUUGAAAAAUUCAGGUGUGGUUUCUCUGGGUUGCUGUAUGUAUACAUAUAUUCAUAUACAUAUAUGUAUAUGUGAGGGGUUUAUAAUUUGUGAUCACUAACUUAAUCUUUUAAUAAUUUGGACAUCAUUGUUAAUUUUGUAAAAUGUCACUGGUUUUCCCCGUAAUAUUUUCCCAUGUCCUCAUCAAAAAUCAAAUCCAGAAUUAUUUUCAAAAACACGUUUCUCCUUGACCAGCUCCUCUCUGAGGUCUGGAGGUUUUGUGCUGAAAGUGUGAAGUUUGGUGACUGCUGCUGAUUCCCACAUUCCUGAUGAUUAUAAUGAAUGCUGCUCACUGUGAUCCCAUCUGCAGACUUCCCUCUGUGAGCCACAAGGGGGCAGUGUUUGCAAAUGUUUGCCCCGCAGCACCUUAUUCUGUUGAGGUUAAAACUACAAACCAGAGGGCAGGAUGUUCAUGAAUCUCUGUGCUUCACCUGGCUUUGCUUCAGUUUGAGAGCUCUGUGACUUCAGAAAUACAAACCUUGAUGCUUUUAAAUAAAGAUUUAUCAUUUCAGAAAAAGAAGAAAUUAAAUCAGGCUGUUGUGCUUCCUUCCCUGCUUUGAUGGCUUAAGUGAUGCGAGGAGUUUAUCAGAUUUAAACCCCACCCCGUCAGACACAAACAACUGAGGUUACCAUUUU
This is a messenger RNA of Oryzias melastigma (Indian medaka), 4331 nucleotides long. It is a transcript of the gene krt222, whose product is annotated as keratin 222. The transcript has 10 exons. The coding region runs from base 317 to 1924 and encodes 535 amino acids. Lineage: Eukaryota; Metazoa; Chordata; Actinopteri; Beloniformes; Adrianichthyidae. The record is from RefSeq and is a predicted model, not a curated record.